Molecule: messenger RNA, 414 nt
Organism: Lolium perenne
Lineage: Eukaryota; Viridiplantae; Streptophyta; Magnoliopsida; Poales; Poaceae
Source: RefSeq, a predicted model, not a curated record
AUGGGCGCCGGCCCCGAAGAUGUCGGGCAGACGGAACCUCCGGUUCCGCCCGUCCUUAAGGAAAAGAAGAAGAAGACCACCGCAACUUCCCCCUCCAAGCCUUUGCCGGAAACUUCUGUGCCGACAACCUCCUCGCCGGCAAAGGAUGCUCCUGCGCCGUCGCCGGCACCUCCUGCCGGUGAACCAGCUUUUGCCCCUCAGCCAACUCCGCUGGAGGGCGCAACCCUUACCGCGCAGCAGCUUGCUGCGGUGGUCACAGCAGCGACCGCGCCCCCUUCCGGCUCCCAGGUGCAGUCCUUGGUGCUGCACGUCAGCCGCGCCGCAGUCACUGCCGGCGAGAAGGGCUCAGCUCAGCUGGGCCGGAUCGUUGAGCUGACCCGCGGGUCGGUCGACCUGGGCUCGCUCAGGGAGUAG